GGCCGAAGUGAGGUUCGCGAGUCUCUGGGUCCCGACGGGAAGGAGCGAAGCACCCUCUCUGCGCCUGCGCGCUCCGUGCCUGCGACGCAAACCCGGCCUCGGCUUUUCCUGCCCGAAGCGAGAGAUUAUCGCAGUCCUGGUUUCUCCUUCCAGAAGCCCCUCUCCCAGUCCUCUGUAGCUCCUGGUAGUGCCCUGACCCCUGCUGCCACCGUCCUUCAGAGAGCAACGGAAGAGCUUCCCGGAGGGCGAGGAAAAGAGGGAAAGUAGCCAGCAAUGUCGAACACAAUGUAUAAUAAGAUGUGGCAUCAGACCCAAGAAGCCCUCGGUGCUUUACUCGAUAAAGAGCCUCAGAAGAUGGUUGAACCACAAAGAAAUCAGGUUUUCAUCUUUCAAACGUUGGCCACCUUCUACAUAAAGUAUGUGCAGAUCUUCAGAAACCUGGAGAAUGUCUACGACCAGAUCGUCCAUCCCCAGAAACGAAUACUGAUCAGGAAAGUCCUGGACGGGGUGAUGGGCCGCAUCCUGGAGCUGAAGAACGAGAUGGUGGAGCUGGAACUCACGGAGUUCCAUUAUUUCGAUGAUAUCCUGCAGGAUCUAAAGCUGGCUCCCCAACAAUUAGAUAUUCCCAUACCCAAGUAUUUUUUGAAGGAGAAGUUGGAAGUAAUAAAAGGAAGAGAGAAAAUUCUUGCUCAGAUAUUAGCCGACAGCGGAAUAGAUACAUCUGAAAUGAAAUUCCCUGUAAAGAGUAUGCCUUUCGACCAGGCUGUUAAAUUAAUCCAGAUUGCUGAGAGGGCACGGCAAGGUCGCCUAAGGGCGUUAUUCAUGAAGCAAAUCUAUCUGCAAGAAUACAGAGCAAAGCAAUCCAAGACGCUUGGCAAGAAAGUGACAGAUACCUGGGCUGCUGCACUCUGCAUUCAGAAGGUUUGGCGACGUUUCCAUCAAUGUAAGAAAACUGAAAAACUGAGAGAAGAGGAGAUGAUCUUCCUGGGUAUGAAUCCACCUCCUCUCUUUAAUGAAGUCAGUGCUACAGUAAUCCAGGCUGAGAAGGUGGACCGCCUGCGGAACGAGGUGCAGAUGAAGCAUGAAGAGGACUACAGGGAAGCCCUGGUUACCAUCAAGAAUGACCUAAAGUUGAUAGAAGGCCUGGACAUCAAGGAGAACCUUCAAGACCAGAUCCGGCAUUGGUUCAUUGAAUGCAGAAAUUUAACCGGGACAUUUCCUGACUACCCUGACAUUGAAGAAGGAGGCUCAGCUAUUAUUUUUUCUAACAAGACCAUACAACAGGUUAUUGAGGAUAUCAUUGCAAACCAAGAAGAAGAAGAAAAAAACGAAAAGAAGAAAAAGAAGAAAAAGGAAAAACAACCUAAGAAAACCAAAAGACAAAAGAAAGGAACCAAGGAAAAAAAUAAGGAAGUUUUCCACUCCCAGACAUGGGUCCCUCGGCUUCCUGCCUCGGAAGUGCACAGGAAGCAUCGUGGGAAGGCGAAGAGCUUCCCUAAGGAUGACCCUUCCAAGCGGGUCCAUCUUGCAGCCUUCCUGGGAUACAAGGCUGGCAUGACCCACGUCGUGCAAGAAGUCAACAGGCUAGGAUCCAACGUGAACAAGAAGGAGGUGAAGAAGGCCCCGCUGAUGGAGAUCCAGGUGAACAGAGGCACCGUGGCCAAGAAAUUGGACUGGGACCGGGAGAGGCUAGAGCAGCAGGUACCUGUGAACCAAGUGUUUGGGCAGGAUGAGAUGAUUGACGUCUUCAAGAAAGGCUACCAUCACCACACUACAAGAAGAUCGAUCUGUAUGAUCGGCCAGGGCUACCUUAUCAAGGACGACAAACUGAUCAAGAACAGUGUCUCCGCUGACCAUGACCUGACUGACAAGAGCAUCAACUCUCUGGCUCUCCAUUGGGUUAAGUCAGAAGAGUUGUCUGACAGUGGAGCGGGCCACCCGCCCUGUGUAGAGGAAGAGAGCGUCAGAACUCAGGUCAUGGCUGGCCUUCCUCACCUCAGGAAGUGGGCCAGAGUGUGCAAGGCCAGCCACAGUGGUGGGAUGGGAUCUGGGAAGGUGACCCCUGGUUUCUACUGGGGGAAACGUGUGUGUGACAGUUGCAGGAAAGCCCUGGACCUGCGAACCAGCCAUGAGGCUUAUGUUUAUAUUGCAAUAACUGUUUUCACUAACCUACAUCUUUUUAAAAUUUUUUCUUUUUCUUUACCCUUCUGGAGUAUAGAGAUCUGGAUGAAUAAAGAUGAGUCUUGGAAUUUCUCUCAGGACUUUGAUCCAGAACUGAUCAAAGAGGAGAAACGGAAAGAAUUAGAGUCAGAGAUCAGGGUACAGGUUGAUGAGUUGAUGAGACAGGAACUGAAAAACUUAAAGCUAGCUGUGGACAGAGAAAGGGAGCAUCCAGCAAAAGUAGGAAAGAAGAAGAAGAAAGGAAAGAAAGGCAAAAAGAAAGAGAAAAAGACAAAGAAGGAUAAAGAUCUGACAGCAGACAGGACCAUCGAGUCUCUGUAUAAGGAACUGGUGGAAGAAGGAUUACUGAUCCAGGCUCUGAAAGUCAACCUCUCUGAUUACAUUGGUGAGUACAGCUACCUGGGGACUACUCUUCGCCAGGUAUCCAUAGAACCCAUGCCCUCCCUCCUGGAUGUCAGACAGCUCAUCACGUUGUACGGAAUCUGGCCAUUAGGUUCUGCAGCAGUGCAUGAGAAAGCUCCCUUGGUGAAAUCGCUGCUGUUAGCCGGGCCGUCUGGGGUAGGGAAGAAAAUGCUGGUCCAUGCCAUCUGCACCGAAACGGGAGCCAACCUCUUCAACUUGUCCUCCUCUAACAUUGCUGGGAAAUACCCUGGCAAAAAUGGCCUCCAAAUGAUGCUGCAUGCAGUCUUCAAGGUAUUGAUUAUAUUUCUUGGUUUCCAACUCUCCUCCCUUUCAAAUUACAUUUCUAAACCCUGCAGACAAUUUCUGUUGGCAGACAAGCAUGACUCUUACAUUUCCUCAUUGUCUACCCCUGCAAAUUACUUCAUUAUUGCAUAUGGCCAAACACACACAAUUAGAAACAACUUCUUUCUUUCCGUAAGCACCCUACUGUGCCGUCCUGAUCACCCUCCCUCUGCCACAGGAACCCUUCUGGAAAUGCUUUCAUGUCUCAUUGAAAAGGCCCCUGACCGCUGGUUCCUCACCCCUCCCUGUGCCAGCCUGGCUUCCCGGCCCCACGUGAAGCCUGCCCACACACCCCCUCACUGCAUGCUACCGUUCUGCCCGUUCCUCAGAGGCCAGCCCAGGUGCCCCCUCCUCCUGGAAGUCCAGCCGGAGUUCCCCGCGGGGAGCAGUUUCUUCUCUGAGCUCCCUGUGGCUCUCCUGGACCUUCGCACCGCUUGCCUCCCGUUCUCAUUAUGGCAACUCAGAACAUUAGCACCUUUGCCUCUGCCUUUUUUAGGUUCUGCAGCAGUGCAUGAGAAAGCUCCCUUGGUGAAAUCGCUGCUGUUAGCCGGGCCGUCUGGGGUAGGGAAGAAAAUGCUGGUCCAUGCCAUCUGCACCGAAACGGGAGCCAACCUCUUCAACUUGUCCUCCUCUAACAUUGCUGGGAAAUACCCUGGCAAAAAUGGCCUCCAAAUGAUGCUGCAUGCAGUCUUCAAGGUGGCUCGACAGCUCCAGCCCUCCGUGGUGUGGAUUGAAGACACAGAAAAAACCUUCUACAAAAAAGUUCCCAACGCAGAAAAGACGAAUGAACCUAAACGCCUGAAAAGACACCUUCCCCAAAUCCUGAAACUCCUGAAACCAGAUGACCGGAUUCUGAUUGUGGGGACCACACGGCGUCCCUUCGAUGCUGAACUCCAAUCUUUCUGCAGAGUUUACCAGAAAAUUAUUUUGGUGCCUAGACCAGACUAUGCUUCCAGAUACGUUCUGUGGAAACAAAUCAUUGAACGCAAUGGAGGAGUCCUCACCAGUGCCUUGAAUGUCAGCUGCCUGGCGAAGGUCACUGACGGCUUCACCCAAGGACAUAUAGUCAAAGUGGUUAAAGCUGUGCUCACAGAUCAGAGACUCCGGCGGCAAAUUCAUAAACCUCUCACUGCAGUUGAGUUUAUUACCGCAAUAACCAGCAUGGACCCGGUGUACAAAGAGGAAGAAGAGAGCUUUAAGAACUGGUAUGCCAAAACCCCUCUGGGUAAAAAACGAGCCUUGGCGAUAACAGGUGGCAGCACAGAAAAGGCAAAGGACAAAGGGAAAAGGAAAGAAAAGAAAAAGGCAAAAAAGAAAAAGUAAUGCCUUUCUGAAGAACCAUGCUUGAGUCUCUCUGGGAUGGAGAGGACCCCAACUCGCCAACGAAAAGAUUCACCAUUGCCUGCCUGAGGAAGCCCUUAGGGGAAGGAACUUAGCAGUUUGCAGGUGAGCUGAUGCCGCAAACCUGCUAACCACUGCGUGUGCUGUUAUGCCUUUCCCAGGCUGGACACCUAGCUGGGUGUUCAUCACAACUUUCCAUAGCUUUAAUCCACGCCAAGUUUGUAUAUAACUGAAAUUCACUCUUGACGCCCUCCACAGUCUUUCCAAGUUGGACUCUUCCUGUCAUCAGUACUAGCUGUCAAAUUUAAAAUGUGACAGUUAAAGAAUAUUCUGGUUUGACAAUUAGUAAGCAAUGAGUGUAUCAUCAGUACACUAGCUUUUUAUUAAUGGAUGUACACUGUAUAGUAUCUUGCAUCUAUUUUAAUAAAUUAAUUCUUUUGCUCUAGUAAUAGAUUUUAUAUAAUGAAAUAAAGCUGUUGUCCUUGAACUGA
This is a messenger RNA of Cercocebus atys (sooty mangabey), 4757 nucleotides long. RefSeq names its product IQ motif containing with AAA domain 1 (gene DRC11). Gene Ontology annotation, biological process: translation. Gene Ontology annotation, cellular component: ribosome. Gene Ontology annotation, molecular function: ATP binding; ATP hydrolysis activity; structural constituent of ribosome. The transcript is spliced from 24 exons. The record is from RefSeq and is a predicted model, not a curated record. The coding region runs from base 274 to 4248 and encodes 1324 amino acids. NCBI's taxonomy places the organism in Eukaryota, Metazoa, Chordata, Mammalia, Primates, Cercopithecidae.